AUGAAGCUCACCGCUCUUCUCAACAUCGCCCUCCUUGCUCAGAGCUCUCUCGCUCAUCCAGGCCAGAGCGCUGCAGAACAUGCGCAGGAGGUUGCUGAGCGAAGAGCCUACCUCGCGAACAACAAGCGGUCUCUCGCUCACUGCGCCGAUACACUGAAAGCGCGUGGUAACGAUCUCACCAUGCACGCUCGUCGCAGUGCCAUGGUAGAAAAGCUUCGAGCCAAGCGGGAUAUCGCCCAAGAGAAACCGUACCUCCGGAUCCGCGACCUCGAUACCGUGCUCGCUACUGAUCACAAGUCAAACAUGACUGGCAUUACCACCGACACUGAUCCCGCUACCCUCUUUGCAGGAAACAACUCCUGCGUCCUUACACCCGAGGUGACCCAAGGCCCUUACUGGGUCGAAGGCGAACUCGUGCGUGAGGAUGUUACCGAGGGCCAGGAGGGCAUCCCCAUGACACUGGAUAUCCAGAUCAUCGACGUGAACACGUGUGAGCCUGUACCUCAGGCUUUCCUCGAGAUGUGGCACUGUAAUGCUACCGGCGUAUACUCUGGUGUUGUAGCGCAAGGCAACGGAGUUGGCGAGGACGACGAGUCGAACUUGCAGAACACGGCGUUGCGUGGUAUCCAGCAGAGUGACAAGAAUGGCGUCGUUUCGUUUCAAACUGUCUUCCCAGGCCAUUACACUGGACGUGCUACGCACAUCCACGUCAUGUCUAGACUCAACGCGACCGUAAACGCCAACUCGACCCUCUCAGGCGGCCACAUCACACACGUGGGCCAGAUGUUCUUCGACCAAGAUCUCAUCACACUCGCGGAUACUGUAGAGCCGUACGCCAGCAAUGAACAGGAAAUCACUUCGAAUGCCGAUGAUUCUAUUCUUGCGGAGGAAGCUGCGGAUGUUGACCCAUUCGUAGAGUACGUCAUGCUCGGCGACGACAUCUCAGAGGGUCUUUUUGGUUGGCUGGCAUUUGGCAUGGACUCCACCAGCGCUUACAACAUCACCCCAGCGGCGUACUGGACUGACGAAGGUGGCGUCGAGAAUGAAAACUCUGGUAUGGGUGGUGGCCCGGGUGGUGCUCCUCCUUCUGGCGCUAUGCCUUCUGGCACCGCCAUGCCUACCGGUGCCAUGCCAUCGGGAAGUGCUAUAGAGUCGGGUACAAGCGUCACUGCAGCAUCGUCUACGAACAUCGCUAUCGUCUCCUCCGCUGCGUCCUCGGUUACCAGCGAGAUUACCCCUAGCACCUCCGCAUUCGGCAGGCCCUCGAAAGCCCGUCCGUCCGGUGUAGUACCUUCUAACGGUCCCCAGAUUGUACAUGGACAUGGUAGGGGUCAGAAGGGCCAAUCUCAUGGUCAGAACAAGUGGAGUCAACACGAUAUCCCGGCAGAGGGGCACUACUGA
Molecule: messenger RNA, 1401 nt
Organism: Alternaria rosae
Lineage: Eukaryota; Fungi; Ascomycota; Dothideomycetes; Pleosporales; Pleosporaceae
Product: Intradiol ring-cleavage dioxygenase
Exons: 3
Coding region: 1-1401 (466 amino acids)
Molecular function (GO): oxidoreductase activity, acting on single donors with incorporation of molecular oxygen, incorporation of two atoms of oxygen; ferric iron binding
Source: RefSeq, a predicted model, not a curated record